GAGUUUAUCACUUGCAGUUUCCAUGUAAUAUGUCAGCUGUUCGUGUUGGUUUUAUAAAUAAAGAUGGUUGUGGGUGCUUUUCCGAUAGCAAAGUUAGGUGCUUUGUUGUUGAGACAAGUAAGCAAGCCCAUAGCAAAUAUGCUCAUCAAAAGGGCAAAAAAUUAUCCGUUUUUUAGGCAAUAUAUAUGUAUGCCACCCGCUCAGUUUUACAAUUGGUGUGAGGUGAAGUCAAAAAUGUGGAUUUUGAAUCUUGGAAAACCAGUUAAUGUUCCAUCUUUGAAUGAGACAAUGGCAAUAGAACUAGGAGCCAAUCUCAUCGGUGAAGGCCUCAUAUUUGUGAUUGCAGCAGGUAUUGUGUUCUCGGAAUACACCCGGCAGGUACGGAGGGAUCGCUUAAAGGAAGAAUCAAGACACGAUGAAAUAGAGAGGCUGAAUACGAUACUCGAAGACCUGUACUUUCAUAGCGAGAAGCAAGACGCACAAAUACGAGAACUAAUGAGGACCGUGCACGACCUUCAGGGUCGAGUUAUUCAUAAACCGUGGCUAGGUCGGAAGGAUUUACCACCCCCCACACCCCCUCCACCUCAUUCUCACUCAUCCCAUCCUCCGCUACUUCAAGUGCCAGAAUUGGAUAAUGAUGAUAAACGUAAACAGAAAAGCCCUGAACAUAAUGGCAAACCAGUUGACUGUAGUAACAAUGGAGUCAUUUUGCAGGCUUUAGAUUAUUUUGAAUAUGAGGUAAGAGGAAGAGAGUACCACAUAUUUGAAUCAUAACUGUAGGAACCCAAUGAACAAUCAGUGUGAAGUACUUAGUAAAAGACAGACAUUAUCUCAGGCCAACGAGAAACAUCAAAUGGAAUCUUUAAUCCCGUCUGAUAUCAGUAUAGGUUUUCACGACGUUUUUGAUUACUGAAUAGAUACUUUGCUGUCCAGAGUUGAGAUUUAAGCAUGGACGGCAAACAUGAUGAGAUGUCUGAAAUGUAUGUAUAUUGUAAAGUUUUUUUUGUAGGAUUUUAAUUACUUUAUUGGUAUGAAAAACUUGUAUUUAAUUUUGUAAACCAAACUGUGAAUAUGACAUGUAUUGUUAAUGUGCAAUUUAAAAAUAUUUUUUAUUUUACAGCUGAAGUAUAUGCAUAGCAGGCUCAGAAGUUUUGAAUACUAUUUUAAUAGCUUCUGUGUUGUUCAUGUACUAUAGAUUGUAAUAAUAUUAAACAUCUGUGAUGACAUUGAUUCAUAUAGGGAUGUGAAAAACAUGAAUCGUUGUUCAGCCACCAUUUCAUGCACAUAUAGUUUGACUUCCUUCAAACAUUUCGAUAGGAUGGCCAGAUAUUGAGUGAAGUGUUUAAUAUUUUAUUUCUGAAUCUCUCUGGUACCAUAGACCCAUUUUCCCCAAUCAUCUCAUACACUCUGAAUAAAAUGUAGACUAAUGAAAAUACAGAUAAAAGGUGAAUUUUUUUGUCAUGUUUCUUACUCCAAUAUGGAAGAGAAAAAUGUAAUAAAAAGCUUAAAACUUAA
Molecule: messenger RNA, 1515 nt
Organism: Zootermopsis nevadensis
Lineage: Eukaryota; Metazoa; Arthropoda; Insecta; Blattodea; Termopsidae
Product: optic atrophy 3 protein homolog
Biological process (GO): regulation of lipid metabolic process
Cellular component (GO): mitochondrion
Source: RefSeq, a predicted model, not a curated record